AUGGCCACGAUCCCGGAGCUGGAGGCCGCCUUCCCGCAGCCUCCGCCUUCGCCCCCAGGGUCCGCGGAGGCCCGGGGCGGGCGCUGCGGGCGGCUGCUGGGCCGGGGCGCGCUCGGCGACCCCGGGCAGCGGGCGGGGGGCGCGCCGGGCGGCGGGGAGACCGGAGAGGACGCGGAGCGGCGGCCCGGAGUCAAGGCAGAGAUGCACUUAAGCAGCGGCAGCUUUUCCUCCGAGGAAGAGGACUCGGACAGCCAGGAGAGCAGAGCCCCCGCGGCGGACCCGCUCCUGGCCCAGAAGAGGACCGUCACGCAGAUGAUGCGGGACAAGAAGAAGCAGACGCAGCUCACCCUGCAGUGGCUUGAAGAGAAUUACAUUGUGUGUGAAGGAGUUUGCUUACCGCGGUGCAUCCUUUAUGCACACUAUUUAGAUUUCUGCAGGAAAGAGAAAUUGGAACCAGCCUGUGCAGCCACCUUUGGAAAGACAAUUCGCCAGAAAUUUCCCCUCUUAACGACAAGACGUCUUGGAACAAGAGGCCAUUCAAAGUAUCAUUAUUAUGGGAUUGGCAUCAAAGAAAGCAGUGCAUAUUACCACUCCGUUUAUUCUGGAAAAGGCCUGACAAGGUUUUCUGGAAGCAAGCUUAAGAAUGAGGGUGGCUUCACUCGUAAAUAUUCACUUAGCUCAAAAACUGGAACACUUCUCCCGGAAUUCCCCAGCGCUCAACACCUUGUGUACCAAGGAUGCAUUUCUAAAGAAAAGGUAGAUACCCUCAUAAUGAUGUACAAAACUCACUGCCAAUGCAUCCUGGACAAUGCAAUUAAUGGGAACUUUGAAGAGAUCCAGCAUUUCUUGUUACACUUUUGGCAAGGUAUGCCUGAUCAUCUCCUUCCCCUGCUUGAAAACCCUGUUAUCAUUGACAUUUUCUGUGUUUGCGACUCAAUUCUUUAUAAGGUUCUUACAGAUGUACUCAUUCCUGCAACAAUGCAAGAAAUGCCUGAAAGCUUAUUAGCAGACAUAAGAAAUUUUGCUAAAAAUUGGGAACAGUGGGUUGUUUCAUCCUUGGAAAACUUGCCAGAAGCUCUGACUGACAAGAAAAUACCUAUUGUGCGAAGAUUUGUAUCCUCUUUGAAACGACAAACAUCUUUCUUGCAUCUUGCUCAGAUUGCCAGACCUGCUCUCUUCGACCAGCAUGUCGUGAAUUCUAUGGUGUCGGAUAUUGAAAAGGUUGACUUGAAUAGUAUUGGAUCUCAAGCCCUUCUCACCAUUUCGGGCAGCACAGACACUGACUCUGAUAUCUACACUGAACAUGACUCUAUCACGGUGUUCCAAGAACUGAAAGAUCUCCUUAAGAAGAAUGCCACCGUGGAGGCCUUUAUUGAAUGGUUGGAUACUGUAGUAGAGCAGAGAGUAAUUAAGACCAGCAAGCAAAAUGGAAGAUCAUUAAAGAAGAGGGCCCAAGACUUCCUGCUGAAGUGGAGCUUUUUUGGUGCUCGAGUAAUGCAUAAUCUCACCUUGAACAAUGCAUCCAGUUUUGGCUCUUUCCAUCUGAUCCGCAUGCUUCUUGAUGAGUACAUCCUCCUGGCCAUGGAGACCCAGUUCAAUAAUGACAAAGAGCAGGAGCUACAGAAUUUACUGGACAAGUAUAUGAAAAAUUCAGAUGCAAGUAAAGCCGCCUUCACGGCUUCUCCGAGUUCAUGCUUUCUGGCAAACCGUAACAAGGUGAGUGCUGCUGCCAGUGACGCUGUGAAGAAUGAAAGCCACGUGGAUACAGCCUACCUUCCUCUGUUAUCCAGCCCACCGGGAGGCUUACCCUCUGCUCUGCACCCGUUCUCUGCCGGGAGUGCGGACAGCAUACCGCUCACAGGUCAAAUGGAGCUUUCCCAGAGUUCUGGUCAUCUGAUGACACCACCCACCUCUCCAGCCAUGGCCAGUCGGGGAAGUGUCAUUAACCAAGGUCCAAUGGCGGGGAGACCCCCAAGUGUGGGUCCCGUACUGUCAGCCCCACCACACUGCUCCACGUACCCAGAGCCCAUUUACCCUGCCCUUCCUCAGGCCAACCAUGACUUUUAUGGGACCAGCUCUAACUAUCAGACUGUGUUUAGGGCACAGCCUCACCCCCCGGCAGGACUCUAUCCUCACCGCCCGGAGCAUGGUCGGUGCAUGGCCUGGAGUGACCAACAGCUUUCCAGAGAGUUCUUCAGCGGCAGCUGUGCUGGAUCUCCCUUCAGUUCCCGGCCACCGUCCAGCUACGGCCCAUCCCCGCACAGCCAGGAGGCACACAGCAUGCAGUUUUUAAACACAGGAAGCUACAAUUUCCUGAGCAAUGCAGGGGCUGCCAGCUGUCCAGGAGCAACACUGCCUCCCAAUUCACCUAAUGGUUACUAUGGAAACAAUGUAAACUACCCAGAGUCUCAUAGACUUGGAUCAAUGGUGAAUCAGCACGUUUCUGUCAUCAGUAGUGUCCGCUCACUGCCUUCCUAUAGUGACAUCCACGAUCCUCUUAACAUUUUAGAUGACAGUAGUAGAAAGCAGACGAGCUCAUUUUAUGCAGACACAUCACCUUCAGUUGCAUGUCGAACCCCAGUAGUAGCAUCCAGCUUGCAAACCCCAGUUCCUUCCUCUUCAUCUCAGUGUAUGUAUGGAACCUCCAAUCAGUAUUCCACUCAAGAAGCCCUGGACUCCCACGCAGCAAAUGGGAGAGAAAUGGUGUCCUCUUUGCCACCCAUCAACACUGUGUUCAUGGGGACAGCAGCCGGAGGCACUUAAACCAACAAUGUUGGGUGGGGGUCAAACUCUGAAAAUUCCUACUGCUAAAUAUUAUUCUCUCAGACUUUCAUCAGAGUAAAGACAAUGGAGUAUGCGGUGUCAGGACACGGUUUUUCAAGUCACUAGGACAAAACGGUGGACAGCUCCAUAGUCAAUGGAGAUUCUUGCGGAGUUUGUUUUGCACACCAACUGUUUAAAAUGUGAUCUCAUUAUUAAUCAAAGUUUCAAAUGUUAUCCAAUGGAACCAGUGGAGCUUUAAAGAUGCCAACAUUUCAACCAUGAAGAUUGAAUGUUUCACUCUCUAAUUUAUUGAAAAAUCUGUGUGCUGUUUCACAUUUUUGGUUUCUAAAAAAGAGAAAAGUUUAUUUAAUGCCUUUAAAAAAAACCUUUAAUAUAUUAGGAUCUCAGAUGCAUUGAUUGUUUACUAUCGCUUAUUUGACAAAAAGUCAAAUGUGUAUGUUCUACCUCCUAUGGAAAUGUUUACAAACUUAAGACUUAAUUCAAUCCAGCCUAGACCAAAGUUGCUUAACUUUCAAUUCCUGUGCAUUGGCGUGAUUAUCUCUGUUACAUAGCAGUAUUCCAAUUCUAUGUAACCGAAGAUUAUAAAUGCUUUCCCUCUUUAUUUAAAAAGAUGAGAAAUAAAAAAUAAAAUAUGGAAAAAAUGUUAAAGGUGUGGUUGAUCUCAGGGCUGGGACUGUGAUAUGUCCAGACUCCCUGGAA
Messenger RNA from Pipistrellus kuhlii (Kuhl's pipistrelle), 3483 nucleotides. It is a transcript of the gene RFX6, whose product is annotated as regulatory factor X6. Bases 1 to 2763 code for a protein of 920 amino acids. Gene Ontology annotation, molecular function: RNA polymerase II cis-regulatory region sequence-specific DNA binding; DNA-binding transcription factor activity, RNA polymerase II-specific. The record is from RefSeq and is a predicted model, not a curated record. Lineage: Eukaryota; Metazoa; Chordata; Mammalia; Chiroptera; Vespertilionidae. The transcript has 19 exons. Gene Ontology annotation, biological process: regulation of transcription by RNA polymerase II.